AUGAAGAAGGAAUACAGUGGUUUUGAUCAAAUUUAUACAAGACUUCCAGAGAUAUCGCGGUAUCAGCUGAAGAUCUUUUUCUUUGCUUCUUUUUCUAUCAUCUUUUCCGGCUGCGUUCAAAAUGCUUCAGUUUUACUCAACGCAAAACCUCAAAACUACCGCUGCCGCCCUUCAAACCCAGCUUUUUCAUCCCUUUCGUUCAAAGAAAUAGAAAAAGUGACCCCUUCAAAUCCAUGCCGAGCAUAUUCAGCACCGAAUUCUAGCGAGAAUCUUCCUCAAAAAUGCGAAAUCUGCACGAGUGGCUUUGUCUUCUCCCCCGAAAAUCCAUUCACACAAACUGCCGUCACCGAGUUCAACUGGCUCUGCGAAGAAAACUCGUAG
Messenger RNA from Oikopleura dioica, 381 nucleotides. NCBI's taxonomy places the organism in Eukaryota, Metazoa, Chordata, Appendicularia, Copelata, Oikopleuridae. The record is from the annotation of a GenBank genome assembly.